GUAGAGAAUUUAGAGGAGAUGGUGAAGAGAAGUCGAGAGAUGGUGAAGAGAAGUCGAGAGAUAGUAAAGAGAAGUCGAGAGAUGGUGAAGAGAAGUCAAGAGAUGGUAAAGAGAAGUCGAGAGAUGGUGAAGAGAAGUCAAGAGAUGGUAAAGAGAAGUAGAGAGAUGGUGAAAAGAAGUAGAGAGAUGGUGAAAAGAAGUAGAGGAAUUUGA
This is a messenger RNA of Aaosphaeria arxii CBS 175.79, 213 nucleotides long. RefSeq lists its product as uncharacterized. The annotation marks the transcript as partial. The transcript has a single exon. NCBI's taxonomy places the organism in Eukaryota, Fungi, Ascomycota, Dothideomycetes, Pleosporales. The record is from RefSeq and is a predicted model, not a curated record.